AUCUCCCCACUUUCAGUUGCGCCAACGAUGUCGGAGCGCAACUGCUGGCCACCGUCUCGAUCGACACCAUAUUUGUAGUUUUUUUGCUGUUUGUCGGCAAAGACGACUUGCAGUUUACAAUUAUAAUCAACGAAAUGAUCAAAAGGUCGUUUCAUUUUAAGUGAUUUCAUUGCAAAGCAGAGACUCGUGCGUGACAUGGAGUCAUGACUCACAUGCAAUAAGGAUCAUUUCUAACGUUGUGUUGUUGUUUUUUUAUUUCGGUUUGGUUUUGCUUUCCUUUUCUUUUUUUAUGGGCAUGUUUUGGUGUACGCAGGUGAACGUCACAGUUCCUUUUGACGGAAAAUAAAGUUGAGUGGACGGUAAAAAUGCAGUUAAGGGAAGCCAUAGCAGUCUGAGCUGUGAAAGCCACCCUAGAUGUCUCCUGGACAUUUCUUUUGUCGAAAAGAAAGAAAGAGAAGCAGGAAGAAAGAAAAAAAAAAGAGACUGUACUGUAGCUCGGUGGUUCAAAUUCAAGUGAAAGUAAAUAGCUUAUAACGGACAAAGUCCAAGUAGUGAGGCCACAUUUCACAUCGCUGAGAAGGCUCAAGAAAUAGAACGACGAUCUUUUUUGAAAGCGGCACCACUGACCGGGUCAGCAUGUCGCUGUACGAUGAUCUCGGUGUCGGUGCAAGUGACACCAAGACCGAAGGCUGGUCCAAGAACUUCAAGCUGCUCCAGUCUCAGCUGAAAGUGAAGAAAGCGGCCCUGACCCAGGCUAAGACUCAGCGGAUGAAGCAGACCACCGUUCUGGCUCCCGUUAUCGAUCUGAAGAGAGGAGGUUCCAGUGACGACCGGCUCAGCACAGACACUCCUCCACACGCCGCCGUUGGACUCAAGGAUGCGGUUCCCAGCGGAUUCUCCUCCGGGGACGUUCUGAUCCCGCUGGCCGACGAGUACGACCCCAUGUUCCCCAACGACUACGAGAAGGUGAUGAAGCGCCACCGGGAAGAGAUGCAGCGCAAGAGGGAGCAGGAGCGACAGAAGGAGAUCGAAGAGAGGGAAAAGAGGAGGAAAGAGAGACACGAAGGCGGCGCUCCCAGUGGAUUUUCUCGUUUCCCGGCAACAGAAGAAGACUCGGAUGAAGAGGAGGAGUACGAGAAAGAGUGGAGGAAACGAAGUAUGGGCGGAGCAGCCAUUGCCCCUCCUUCGUCACUCGUGGACAGAGAAGGCCCGACUCCCUACGCCUACGAAGACGAAGGUCGUCCCGGCAGAGGCGCCAAGGCCGCCAUCCCUCCCCCCAUGUACGAGGACUCGGACCGGCCGCGCUCGCCGCCCGGCCCCACCAGCUCCUUCCUAGCCAACAUGGGCGGUACGGUGGCCCAUAAGAUCAUGCAGAAGUAUGGCUUCAAAGAAGGCCAGGGCCUCGGCAAGCAUGAGCAGGGCCUGAGCACGGCGCUGUCUGUGGAGAAGACCAGCAAGAGGGGCGGGAAGAUCAUCAUCGGGGACGCCGCAGAAAAACCAGGGUCGAGCCAGUCUGGGGCUGCUGAUCCUUCCAGCGGAGGCUCUGCAGCGGACUCUUCCAAGAAGUCGGAGGCCAAUCCCUUGACGGAGAUCCUGAAAAACCCCACCAAAGUGGUUCUGCUCAGGAACAUGGUGGGUCGAGGAGAAGUGGACGAAGACUUGGAGGGGGAGACGAAAGAAGAGUGCGAGAAAUACGGCAAAGUUGUGAAAUGUGUCAUUUUUGAGAUUGCCGACGUUUCCGAUGAUGAAGCCGUCAGGAUAUUCCUAGAGUUUGAGCGGGUGGAGUCGGCCAUCAAAGCCGUUGUGGAUCUAAAUGGACGUUAUUUCGGGGGUCGAGUCGUCAAGGCCUGCUUCUACAAUCUAGACAAGUUUCGUGUUUUGGAUUUGGGGGAGCAGGUGUGAUGUCUGCCAGCUGACCCUGUGAGGCCACAGCAACCUCCCCGCCUGUACAUAUGUUUUUCUUUUAUAAACAGCAGUGUAUAUGUAGUAAUAAUGAGUUUGUCAUUUGGUGUUUUUUUUUUUUUUUUUUUGUGAUUAUUAAACACCUUUAUUCCAAUACAAAAUAAAAGAUAUGAACCAGU
Molecule: messenger RNA, 2081 nt
Organism: Poeciliopsis prolifica (blackstripe livebearer)
Lineage: Eukaryota; Metazoa; Chordata; Actinopteri; Cyprinodontiformes; Poeciliidae
Gene: rbm17
Product: RNA binding motif protein 17
Exons: 13
Coding region: 637-1902 (421 amino acids)
Biological process (GO): mRNA cis splicing, via spliceosome; alternative mRNA splicing, via spliceosome
Cellular component (GO): precatalytic spliceosome
Molecular function (GO): RNA binding
Source: RefSeq, a predicted model, not a curated record